AUGUCUAAUGCUUUUCCAACCUUCGCUUCCAUACUCGUGGCCGGUGCAAUUGGCGUUUGUAUCCCAAUUGUAGGGACGAUUCCGAUUUUGCAACCGGAGAAAUCGAUCUUCUUCAUCAUCAAGGCCUUCGCUGCGGGUGUCAUAUUGGCCACCGGAUUCAUCCACAUGCUUCCGGACUCUUUCGAAUGCUUGACGUCACCGUGCCUCAAAGAAAAUCCAUGGACCGGGGAAGUUUCCCUUCACCGCCAUCGGAACUUUGAUGGUGGAUUCCAUAUAUUAAUUGCUACUUCUUAUUUCAAAAAGGCUCAGAAUCAGAUCAAUGGAGAGCAUGAGGGGCACGUACAUGUUCAUACACAUGCCACUCAUGGUUCGCUUGAUACGAAUUCGGCUGAAUCACAACUUCUUCGGCACAGAGUGAUUUCAAAGGUUUUGGAGUUGGGAAUUGUGGUGCACUCAGUUAAUAUUGGAAUUUCAUUGGGUGCAUCUGUAAGUGCUGAAACAAUUCGACCUCUUCUAGCUGUUUUUCAGGACAUGGGCCAUUGGACUUGGUGGUUGCAUGGCUCAGGUAAUGUACUUACAUAG
Molecule: messenger RNA, 582 nt
Organism: Rosa rugosa (rugosa rose)
Lineage: Eukaryota; Viridiplantae; Streptophyta; Magnoliopsida; Rosales; Rosaceae
Product: zinc transporter 1-like
Exons: 4
Coding region: 1-582 (193 amino acids)
Biological process (GO): zinc ion transmembrane transport
Cellular component (GO): plasma membrane
Molecular function (GO): zinc ion transmembrane transporter activity
Source: RefSeq, a predicted model, not a curated record